Messenger RNA from Antrostomus carolinensis (chuck-will's-widow), 607 nucleotides. It is a transcript of the gene TIPIN, whose product is annotated as TIMELESS interacting protein. Gene Ontology annotation, biological process: DNA replication checkpoint signaling; DNA damage response; replication fork processing. Lineage: Eukaryota; Metazoa; Chordata; Aves; Caprimulgiformes; Caprimulgidae. The record is from RefSeq and is a predicted model, not a curated record. Gene Ontology annotation, cellular component: replication fork protection complex; nucleus. Gene Ontology annotation, molecular function: DNA binding.
GUUAAUUUCAGAAAGAGGACUUCCAGCCCUAAGGCACAUGUUUGACAAUGUAAAAUUCAAGGGUAAGGGCCAUGAGGCAGAAGACCUGAAGACACUCAUACAACAUAUGGAACACUGGGCUCAUAGACUAUUUCCAAAAUUGCAAUUUGAGGAUUUUAUUGACAAAGUAGAGUCUUUGGGAAACAAAAAGGAAGUUCAGACCUUCCUCAAGCGGAUUAGACUUGAUCUUCCUAUUUUACAUGAAGACUUUGCAAGUAACGAAGAUGGUGGAGGGGAAAGCAACGGGCUGGAUGCAGCCAUUUUUCUGUCUGGAAAUGCAGAAGAACUCCAUCCUCUGUCUGCUACAACUCUCACAGAAGAGCAACAAGAGCGAAUCAAGAAGAACAGGCAGCUGGCCUUGGAACGUAGGCAAGCGAAGCUGCAGUGGAACAGCCAGUCGCAGCACCACGAGCUCUCCACUCAUUCCUCAGAAGAGGAGUUUAAUACUCCAGUUGCUCAGGAUCCUGCUGACCUUAUUGAAGACACUCAGGCUUCUGCAACCAGGGUGGCUGUUACAGAAGCUGAAGAUGGAGAUACAGAAUUGGAAUGUGCUGGUGAGAAGCAGUAA